AUGCUGUCGGCUGAAGAUGUUGAAAAGAUUUUGGAAGAAACGCAAGAGGCUGCUGAAUAUCAACAGGAGAUCACCAAUUUGCUGAGUGGUAAGCUGAGUGAGAAUGAUUUGGAAGAGGUUGAACUGGAGCUCGAAUCGAUUAUUGAGCAAGAAUUAUCGAAGGAACUAGAUCAUCUCCCUGAGGUGCCUUCUGAAGAACCCGUUGCUGCUGACGAUAAGGAACAACUGAAAGAUGAUGCUGUUGCAAACAAUAAACAACAGAAAAUGCGGAGCGAUCGUGCCGAAAAAGUUAUGGUCGAGGCGAGUUAA
This is a messenger RNA of Anisakis simplex (herring worm), 309 nucleotides long. NCBI's taxonomy places the organism in Eukaryota, Metazoa, Nematoda, Chromadorea, Rhabditida, Anisakidae. The record is from the annotation of a GenBank genome assembly.